AUGUCCUUGCACUCUGACCUGGUCACGCAAUUCCUCAAGGGAAAUCGCAAGAUGGUCCGGGCGGAACGCGAGCAGCGAGGAUACCUAUGGCUGGAUUGGUUCUCUGUGCCACAAGACCCUGGCUGGGAACCAGGAAGGCGGCUGGCAGUGCACUCGAUCCCAUCUUAUGUGGAUGUUUGCGGUGCCUUUGUUGCUUUGGUUCCAGGCCUGCCCCACCAUGAUUCCGGCUCACUCUGCGAUUACGAGACAUGGUUGGAGCGCGGUUGGUGUAGGUGCGAACUGUGGUGUUCACAGCUCUCCAACCACAGCCACCUGCCCAUGAUCGCAGUCUAUGGUCCCGAUCAUGCGGAGUUUGUGAUGCCGAAAGACUGGGUUUUUGCAUCAGCGGACGAGGGUGAGUUUACGCAGGAGGAGGACCGACUUGCUAUUAUGGACAUUGUGCAUUUCGCCCUUCAGGCACGAGUGUCAUUCCUUGACAAGCAUCAAGAAGAGCCCGGAUUGUGCAGAUUUCUGAAAGGAAUAUGUGCGAAGAAGUUCGGACAAGCCAGUUCAUGGACUUUGGACUCUUUUCUGUCAUAUUUUGGUUUUCCAAACUUGCAGACAGCAGUGAAGAUGAGAAACAUGGGCGGGCUACACUGCGCCGCCAUCCUGGAUGAGCCUUCCCUCAUUCGCUCGUUGGUAGAGGCAAAAGCUUCCGUGGGAGCAAAGUGCAAGAGCAUUCUCAGUAUGGACAUCUUGAAUUAUGUCCCGCUGAUUCUGGCAAUUCAGUUAAACAACCUUGCAGCUGCCCGGGGACUUCUCAUGCUUCGAGCUGAUCCGAACUGCACCUUCGCACCAUGCAAUCCUGUCCUUGGGCUUGCCAGGGAUGCCGAAGCAGUGGAUGUCUUGCUGGAGCAUAGAGCGGACGUUAACCUUCGCAUGUCAUACCCCAAGAUAAGCCCCCUGACAUUGGCUUGUUCAAAAAGUGGGCCGGUGGAGGUUGUUGCCCGACUGCUGGAAAGAGGGGCGGACGUGAACGACUCCCACGGCGGGCACUCCAAGUCACCCUUGACAUGCACGACACUGUUUUCUAAGGCCACCCCCCGGGUGAGUCUCGCUCAUGCUAAGCUGCUGCUCGAUGCGAGGGCAGACGUGAACCAGCCGGGCUGCACGACGGGCCUAUUUCAGAUGCUGGAGCUGGGCUCGAGGUUGGCAAACUGCUGUGGGAUGGAUGGCCCCCUGCUUCGGUACCUGGCCGAGUCCAGCUCAACUCCCUUAGGCUUCGCAGCGCUCCUGAGAAAUCGGCCCUUGGCCUCCCUGCUGCUGGCUGCCAAGGCUGACCCGGACUUCCCCAACAGCCGUGGCCACAGCCCCCGGCAGAUGGCCAGCGUGGAGAUUCAGCCGCUCUUCGAUGAGCCUCUUGCUCUCAAAGCAGACCCAGAAGACCCAAUG
Messenger RNA from Symbiodinium necroappetens, 1431 nucleotides. The record is from the annotation of a GenBank genome assembly. Lineage: Eukaryota; Dinophyceae; Suessiales; Symbiodiniaceae.